AUGGACAUGUUUAGAGGAAGGAUUGUGGCGGAAGGAUCCAAAAAAGACUCGGAAGAAUUUUUGUCUGGGCCGAAUUGGAAAAAAAACAUGAAGGGGAUGACAAUGGAGCACAGCUUUUCCAUCGUCGGUUUCUUGAAUUGUUCUAGUUCUGUGAAAGGAAUUGAGUCUGGGAGUGGGAAAGGAGUGGCUCUGUCAAUUAAAAAAGGAAUUUGCUGGUACCUCCACCAGAAGUGUAGAAGUGACGAUCUCGACUCUGUUACUGAAAAGCUGGCCAGUUUGGCGAGUGGAGAAAGAGUUUUCAACAACGUUACACAUGGCCAGACAUGCAAGACGUUUGGUGGAGGAGAAAGGUAUAUGACUUCUCCUAAUCCGCGACAGGGGAGGACAUUACUUGCAGAAAUUACGGGGAAAGGUGGUACAUUUCUUCUGCUGUGA
Molecule: messenger RNA, 435 nt
Organism: Enterobius vermicularis (human pinworm)
Lineage: Eukaryota; Metazoa; Nematoda; Chromadorea; Rhabditida; Oxyuridae
Source: the annotation of a GenBank genome assembly